GUCCCGGGGGCGGGGCUUUCCAGCCUCCAAGCCCUGCCCUGUGAUUCAUUCCGCCGACUGCGCUGCGGCCUCUCUUUGUGCUGCUUCGAGGCGGUCGCGCCUGGAGUAGCCCUCCCCACCCUUGCGGGCCACUGGGGAUCGCCCCUUGGAGCAGGAUCGACGUCCGGAGGCAGCAGUUACGGGGGACGCGCCGUGAUUGGUGGCUAAGUAAGAGGUGCUUUCCAGCGAUUGUGGAAGUCCGGAGCCCUGACCGGGUUCGUUUCGUCUCUUCCUGGAAAGUGAGCGAUCUGAUCUGUGUUUCCUGCCUCCGGAAAUCUGUUCCGUGCCUCUGCUUUCCAGUUCAAAGCGAAGCAAAGAAGCGGGGAUCCUUUUGUCUCUUUGACCUUUGCUCCUCCUUUCUCGCCUCCCCCGCACAGUGCUCACCAGACCCCUUGGGGGCUUUUGCCACACGCCCCCCCUCCCCCACACCCAUCCCGUUCCCGAGCCGUCUCUUCCUUUUUGCUCCCUCGGAAAGGCAGAAUGCUGGAGGGAAAGCCUCUCCUACUGACAGCUUCCAAGCGCAUCUGAGAAAGGCAGACGGAAAGAGGGACCCUCGGCUCCAGAAAGGGAGAAAUGAACCCUUUUCAGCAGGGAAUAUUGUUGCUGCUCUUCCUCUUCCUGGAGUAUUCAGAGGCCAAAAAGCAAUGCUGGUACUUUGAAGGGGUGUAUCCUACAUAUUAUAUAUGUCGUUCCUAUGAAGAUUGUUGUGGUUCAAGAUGCUGUGUGAGGACUUUGUCGAUCCAGCGACUAUGGUAUUUUUGGUUUCUUCUGAUGAUGGGCGUUCUAUUUUGUUGUGGGGCUGGUUUCUUUAUCCGAAGACGGAUGUAUCCUCCACCAUUGGUUGAUGAAACAACUUAUAACGUGUCCUUCACUCGACCACCUAACUCCAGUACACCAGGAACCCAGCAGCCAGGAAUGGCCUAUUAUGCAGAUCCAGAAGGAACUAUGAUGAACCCCAUGGCCAUGAGUUACCAUGUCCAACCUAAGUCUCCACAAAUGAACCCAGUUUAUCCCCCUCCACCUUCUUACUGCAACACCCCACCCCCACCAUAUGAGCAGGCCGUAAAAUCUUCCACAUAGUCUCCUCAUUGCAACCAACAGGGACUUGGUCAGAAAGGAGAUGAAUCAUGAGCUGAGCUGAAGACUUGUCAGAGCUCUGCCGUCCUUUACUGUUGUUCAAGCUACAAUAAUUUGGACAAUAGUGAUGGAUUUUCAGCACAGGAUAAAACAUCUUUUGACAUAUUCAAAAUGAGAAGAAAAUCUUUGUGUGCUUUCCCCCCUUCCCAAAACCUAUAUUUAAAUUCCCUUUGCUGACCUUUUUAAUUUAUUAUCUUUGUGAUUUCAAUGCAUAAUGUAACACAUUUUUGAGGCACAGUAUCCAAACUCUGUCCACCAAUUUAGAAGUCCAGAAAGAGAUUGUAUUAUUUUCUAGACGAAAAGAGAGAAAGAGAUGGCAGUGGAUUGAAAACAUCUGAAUUAGUUGAAGCAGAUGUACUUGUUAAUAAAACUUGGAGCAAUAGAAAAAGAGUAGAUGAAGGAAACCUGGAAGAACUGUGAUACGACAUGUGGAAACCCUUUCCAUGUCAGAAUAAAAUCCCUUUGUUUCACUAGCGCCAACAUUGGAUGGAAGAAGAUUACAAAAUCUUCUAUACUGACAGUUUGUGGAAGGUGGGCUGCCAAAAAUAAGAAAAUGCAUUAUCCUUCUGGCAGCCCGGAUGUCACAGCAAACUGCUGAUUUGGUGUGGAAAGGAAGAUACUAUUGGUCAACAGUAAUUUGCCAAGUUAGGGUAACAAAAAACCUUUAAGGUCUAAAAAAUAUUGCUUAUGUAAAGAAAAAGUUUGAAGUGUUUUGUAUUGAUUCAGGGGAGCUUGGUAUAAUUCUGUUUUGGCAUAUGUUGUUUUUAUAGGUACCCCUAAUAAGCUGGGUGUGAGAGAUGCAUCUCAAACAGGAGAACUCAAUAAGGAGUCCUGGCUGGUUACAGUGGCCUGAUUAUGAACUCAGUUUUGCUUUUAUAUACAGAAUAUGAGAAUUGACCCUUAGACUAGACUUUAGUAUGCCUUUUCUGCAUUUUGUUUUCAGUUGCAUACUCUUUUUUGACAUGGUAGCCUUACUUCCAGGUGACUUUUCCCUGGUUUCCCCCCGCCCCCCCCCAUGUGCUGAGUUAUUUAUUCAGAAUGAAAAUCUUAUAGAAAUCUGAGAUUUGUCAGGUACUGAGGAGUGAUUGCAGGUUCUUCAGGAUAUGAUAAACACAUCGUGUAGAAAUUAAGGAGAUUAUAGAAACUCACAGGUAUAAAUCUCAUUGCGCCAUCAAAAGUAUGAGUCUCGGUCCUCCAUAUUUUUUGCUUGUUAGAAAUGUCCUGUAUUUGGCUGCCAUGACUGGCAUUACUGACAUCUGUGAGCUCAGCUCCUUGAUCUGUUUUUACUGAAGAAUAAAUGAAACCGUCCCAAGGUUACCAGGAUGUAUCUGAACUGGUUUUCCUUUAGUUAAGCAUCUGUAGCUAAACUGGGAAGCUAGGUAGCAGUAGAUUCUCCUCUUUUUCUCCACUCCCUAGUCUUUGACUUUUCAGUGUGUGACUGUGAUGUACAACAGGGAGAAGAGUAGUGUUCAGAGCGAGGGAGAAAACCAGAUGACACUAUGAUGUGCCUAGAUGUUUAUGUGACUGGGUACUGUAUCCAUCCAUCCAUUCAUCCACCCAUAAUAUUGGGCUUCCCAGUCUUGAAGGAAGUGGAAAGUCUUUAGGCAAUCUGUGGGAUCUGCAGGGGUACUUGAGAGGCAUCUCCAUUUCAGAGCAUGGAAACCUUUGGAGGCAGUAUUCAAACCAGACUUUGCUUUUAAUUCAUUCAGUACCUUGAAUCGGUACAUGUCACUUCUACUUAUUGUGUAUUGUUCAAAUGAAUAUAUUUUGAAAAAAGUGAGCAACUCUUUAUGCAUUCCAUUUUUAGACAUAUACCUAAACUAUUUUAAAUGUUUGUGUACAAUAUGUAAAGGAUUUGCGUCAAACUUGUAAUGCAAACAUAUAUGGGCAUUUUUUUCAAGAAGCAAGAUUGCUGGAUUGGCUUAUUCUAGCUUGCCUUCUGUAAUGUAUGAAGUUGCCCUAAGGCUAUAAUUCUUAAAGAUAGUAAGAAAGAAGUUAUUGCUAUUCAACUUCAGUGUCUUGCUUCUGAGUCAAGUGCAGUAAAUUAUUAAAUUCUAGAUCAUUUGCACUUCAUGAAUUUUAAGUUUAGUUUGAUAGCAUUUCUUGAGUAUUUAAACUGGGCUGAAAUAAAGACCCAGUUUCAUUGUUCAGUUUCAGAUGUAGUCAAACUGAUCUUUUGAACAUCUUUUGAACUACACAUCUUAGCUUAAGCCUUUAAUCUGAAAUAGCUGUUUUAUGUGCUAUUCCCUGAAUAUCUUUCUCAGUUUUAAUUACAAUGGACACCUGCUGUUCUAAGUUAGAAACUUUGGCGGGACCAAAGAUAAUAUAAUAACAUAACAUAAUACCAACUUGAGGGUAUCUGAAAACAUAGCACAGCACAACGUUCAGCCUGCGGAACCUUCAUUCAUGAUGAAAUAGAGAUAGUAGUUGAGAAGUUACAGUGAAAAUACUUGUUCCAUAGAAUUGAAUGUAUGAAAGUAACAACUACUGAAUACCUAGGAAGGUAUGAAGUCGGUGUGCAAGCCAAAAAACAAAAAAAGUUUCAGUUCAGGUCACAGUUCUUGAGAGAAAUAAUAUUGUUUUGUAUAGAUUUUCAAUAUUCUUUGAGAAAGCAACUGUUAUUGUUGCAGAGUCUUUGCUGCAGAAUAAAACUUCAAAUUCUUUCUGAAAUUCACUGGUGUAAGAAUAAGUACCAAACCACAAGCUGUCAAACGUCAUCAAUAUAAUUUGAAUUAAUGGGAACUUUAGGCAUUCUCCUGCAAAAUUAAGUCCUGAGAACGUCAAGUGGAGAAAAGAGCACACGUUGAGCCUUUUUCCUUUACCAGAUCAGCAUCCAUUCAUCAGGCUCCAGAGUUUCUCAAUGUUAAAUAAGAGUUCUCUGUUCAGGAAGCAACAACUAAAUUGAAGCUAUGAAAUGUGGUUCUAAUGUUCAGAAUCUGCAGUUGUAUAAUUUUUCAUUGUAUGCACCAUUCAUUCUAGGUUUGCUCCUGGAAUUCUAUAAGAAAUAUCAAAGUUAUAAUUACAUACAUGAUUCAAAAGAGUAACUUAGAAGGUGUAACCGCAAGACUGCUAUUUGGUUUGAGAAUUCAAGGUUAGGAAAAAAGACUAGAGACCUUACGAUAAAUACUGUGUGCACAUUAAUAAUUUUCUAUUCUACUUGAAUGAUUGUGUACUUCUAAAAUCAUUCCAAUGCUGUAUUACUUAUAGAGAAGUUUUUUAGGGAUGGAAAGAUACCAUGAAAACUAUCUUUAAUUUUCUAAAAACGUGUAGAAAGUAAUAAAACGUAGGCCGUCCUUUUGUAGAAAGUGACCCAGCUCAUAUCAUUCUAUUGUACAUGGCUAAAGGUCAGUUCAGAAGUAAAUGGUAGGCUGUUUGUUCUGACCGCAGGUAGGGAUGGGAUCUCAUGGGAAAAAAUCCCUCCACAUAGAAAUGAACAUGUCAAUAAGGUUUAAUCCCUUCUUGACAUACUUAAUUUCUCUGCAUUAAAAUGUUGAGACAGUUAGCAUUCAGUGAAAAAUAUUACAAUGCCAGAAUAGUUGAGACCAGUUCCAAAGGCUAAACAUAUGGAUAAGGUGCAACCUGAGAUAAUUUAGCUUGUUAUAAAGAACACCCUCCCUGUUGCUCCCCAGAAAUCAGUAAGCUGUGGGCAAAGACUUGCAGAACUUUACCCCAAUUAUUAAGCUGAGCAAAGCAAUUAAAAAGGACAUUUCACAAAGCACAGUGGGCAUAAGAAAAGCAUCUCUCUUUGAAGUGUUAAAGCAGCUAUGUCCUCUGGAAGGAUGACUGUGGUACCUUCAAAGGCUUUUUCUGGCUGUUGAAUAUGGGUACAUACACACUUCACUGCAUAUAGGAAAAGUUUGCAGUGGUGUGCCAACCCCUCCAGAGGAAACAUCUGCUCUAAUACUUUGAGGGUGCUUGGCUCAGGCCAAUAUACUUUGCAGAGUUAGAAUAAUGGUCAUGCAUUGUGGUAGCCAGAAAUACAGUAGUAAUGUAUUUCACUGGAGACUUACAAUCCAGGUUUACCAUAAUAUAAUUAUAUUAUGGUAAAAUAUAAUACUUAGGGUUGAAUGAAUUGAGAGGCAUAAAUCAAAUCUAUCAUGGUUUCAUACAUACUAUUUAUGCAAUUGCUGGUCCAUCAGUACAGUAAUAAGAUAGGAUCAGUCCACCUGCAUAUUCAUCAAUGGUUGGCUGUUACAUGAUGAGUUUAUUUUGGUUGCAAAUAUGUGUGAACUGCGUGAGAUAGAACUACCACAUCAUCAAAAUACAUGAAGCACAAUAACCACUAUUGAUUGAUAACAAAACUGGGCAACAUCAAAGGUUGAACUGAUUUUGGUGAGAGAGAAAGUGAUUUAUUACAGAGCUGACAUUGCUUGAAUUAUAGCCUCUCCAUUCUUUACUCCAAAACUCUACCAUUUGUCACUGUUCCUUUAGCAGAAAUUUUUAGAAGACUUAAAUCAUUCUUAAGGAUCAUACUUGAAAUUUGGGAGGAAUCUAGGGGUUGGGUUUAUGAGAGUUAAUUAAGUGCCCACCUACCUUUGCUCCAUAAUUCAAGAGCUAAUUGUAGCACAAGUUGGUCUUUGUUUUAAAACAGAUUGGUUCCGUUUGGUUUAUAAUCUGGUCAAACUUGUCUCACUGCACAAAAUGAUUGUAUAUAUUUUAAAAAAUAGCAUAGCUUCAAAGCUGCAUAAGUUAACUGAUAAAUCAGGAGUUCCUCUGUUGGUGUGUUGAAUCUAUAGUGUUAGCAGGUAGAUAUUAUUCAAAGUUUUAUACUAUUCAGCGUGUCUUGAAAACUGUUAUAUUUCCUUUUAAUAUUGGCUAGGACUCAUUUUUACAAUCAAAUCUUAUGCUGUACAUUAAAAUUUAAUGUGAAGUAUUUUUUUUUCCUGAGGUUUCUUUCUUAUGUUUUUAUUAUUGGUGGAUCAUACCACAUCUUAUAAUAAAGUUAAGCUGCUGUUCUAGUGAGAAGUUCUGGUAUGCGAUUGGAAAAGAAACAAAAACAUCAUUAAAGUUGUAGUUAUUUUAAUUCCUGCUUUGCAUGCUUUCUUCAAAUCCAUUUUGUUUUGUUCUUGUAUUUAAUAAAACUUUUUCAUAGUAUUGUUAAAGCGUUGGAGGUUAUCUUUCCUCUGUAAAUAAGUAAAAGUGAGCUGAGGGAUGCACAGCACUCUGACUGCUCAUCCAUGGUCAAGCUUACUAAUCUGAACAGCCUUACACAAAUUGUGGAGUCCUUGGGGUUCUCUGAGUUUGGUUGUUUUCUUGCAGAUGUUUCAUUACCUGGCU
Messenger RNA from Python bivittatus (Burmese python), 6453 nucleotides. It is a transcript of the gene VOPP1, whose product is annotated as VOPP1 WW domain binding protein. Gene Ontology annotation, cellular component: cytoplasmic vesicle membrane. Lineage: Eukaryota; Metazoa; Chordata; Lepidosauria; Squamata; Pythonidae. The record is from RefSeq and is a predicted model, not a curated record.